AUGAUUCAGCCGAGAACACAGGUUUGGUUGACAUCGCAAAUUGCCAACGAUUCGGUAUUUUGGAUUGGUUUAUCGGACAGGGGAGCCCUUAGAUUCAAAUGGGUUGAUGGCACAGCAGCAGAAUACUUUAACUGGGCGCCCGGUGAACCAAACGAGAAAGAUGAAUUACAUGAGGACUGUGUUGAGAUGUAUUCCAACGGUUUGUGGAAUGAUGAGCAAUGUCUUGGAAUGGCUAACCCGAUCUGUGAAAGAGCACUAGGUGCGACUGGACCCCCACCAACAACACUGAAUUACGAGCCACCGUGUCCAGAGGGAUGGUACAAGUACGAUGAACAGUGUAUCUUGGUCGUGACAAACCGAGAUGUGUUCAACAGCGCCAGAGACUACUGCCGAUAUCUUAACUCAGAUUUGGUCGUCGUCAAGACACAGGGAUUGAAUGAUUUUAUAGCAAAUCUGAUUUCCGGGUUUGAUGAUGAUGGUUUCUGGCUAGGAUUGACUGAUAAAAAAGAAAUGUACGAGUUCGUCUGGGUAGAUGGCACAGCACUGGGACCAAAUGAUUACGACAACUGGAUGCCGAACGAACCAAACGAAAGUGACGGUCUUCAUGAAGACUGCGUGGAAAUGUUAGCUAAUACUGGAAAGUGGAAUGAUGAACAAUGCGUUGCUCCUCAGAAGUACAUAUGCGCCAGACCAACCGUCUUUACAUCAACUUCUCCACGUCCUCCAACUCCAGCGAGAAGCACUCAUCCUCCAGCCCUAUCAACGGAGUGUGGUGAUGGCUGGAUGAAGUAUGAAGAUACCUGCGUGCUUGUCGUUGGGACUAGAUUGACAUUCGAUUUGGCUCAGGAGUACUGCCAGGAGCGACAUGCAAACCUUAUCAAACUAGAGAGUCAAGAUAUGAAUGUAAGUCUUCAUGCGGACAUCUGGCUUUCAAUCGGGCUUUCGGGUCGGAACUGGUUAGUUGAUCAGACUUCUGUCUACAGUGAAGUGUACUGGAUUGGGCUCUACGAUCGCAUAGACGACAACACAUUUAUAUGGAUAGACGGGACCACACCAUCAUUUACAAAUUGGGCACCUAACGAACCCAACAACAACGAUGGAAUCGGAGAAGAUUGUGUUGAAAUGCGUGUAGGUGGGGAUUGGAAUGAUGAGCAAUGUAGGGCAGCCAACGCUUUCGUUUGCUCCAAAGGAUACGAGGAAAUCCCCCUAUGUGACAUCAAAGCAGGCUGGGAAGCAUUCGGAGAUAAGUGCUACCUGUGGGUAUCCGACACCAAGAAUAUAGCCGAUGCUACAUCGUACUGUACGAUGAUGGAGGGAUACGUCAUAUCUAUCAACAGUGCCGAUGAACAAACCUUUGCUACCUCCAUGCAGCUACGCUAUGCAAACAUACAGUACUGGAUUGGACUCAGUGACCAAGAUAACAGAGGUACUUUCACGUGGCAAGAUGGAACAGAUACUCAAAGCUACAGUCAUUGGAAUACAGAUGAAAAUGAACCAGAUUCUAACGUGUACCCCGCAUGUGGUAUGAUACAGGGGAUGGUACAGGGGCCCAAUCCAGAUCUGUGGAGCGUGGAUGAGUGUAGCGUUAAGAAACGAUUUAUCUGCGAAAAACCACAAGGUACUUGUGCGGAUGGGUGGACACUUCAUGGGGGAGAAUGCUACCAGUUUAACGUGCUCAGGAGAACAUGGACUGAUGCUAGCUACUAUUGUAGUUCUCAGGGAGGAUGGCUGGGUACCAUUUUUGAUGGUGCAGAAAAUACUUUCAUUGCCGCAAACAUGGGUCGUCUCCAAGAUGAAAAUAUUGAAAGCAUGUGGAUUGGAUAUUCAGAUUAUAUCAAUGAUGGCGAAUGGGCGUGGGUGCAUGAGACCAGUUCUACCUAUGACAAUUGGCCACAACAGCCGAAUAAUACUUAUGAUCAGGCAGACUGUGCCUAUCUUGAUACAGCUGACACGACAGGAGCAUGGAACCAAAUGCUAUGCACUCUAUUGGCUGGAUUUUUCUGCAAGAUCAAGGCUGGAUCAACCGUGACACCAGUGACAGCCCCAGAGAAGGUUGGAUCAUGUGAGCUUGGUUGGGGUCUGUACGACGAAUGGUGUUACUACUCCCCUGCUGUUGAGAAGACCUUUACGGAAGCAGAAGCAGAAUGUGCUGCUUUGUUUUCGGGUUCACAUCUGGCCAGUAUCCAUUCCAUCGGAGAACAAUCCUUCAUCACAGUUCCUCCUAGUGGUCGUUGUGGUAGUGGUUGGGUAUACGAUUCUGGUAGUAAUAACUGCUUCAAAUAUUCGACCUCUGAACUGACCUGGCCCAUGGCAAAUGACCAAUGCCACUAUGAGGGUGGCUAUCUGACUAGUAUUACUAACCAAGCUGAAUCGGAAUUCCAUCGCAGGGAGCCCAACGAUGCUUAUACCGGUGAAGAUUACGUCGAGAUCAUAUGUGCUAAUGGCAAAUGGAAUUCCCUGCAUGGCGAUGUAUCAAUAGGUUACUCCUGCAAGAGAAACAGUUUCAUUACGGAUCAGUUCAAAGUGUUCCCCAACAGCCGCUUGGACACGGUCUCGAUUUCCGUCUCCAACGUAUGGCCAGAGGAGUGUGCUGCUAGUUGCUACAAUGCUGGAGAAAACUGCAGGUCUUUUAAUUACUACCGCAAGACACGCGAAUGUUCGCUGCUAUCUGUCGAUCAGUACUCAGGCUCCGCAGAUCUGGUGCCAGAGAAUGAAGAUCCUUACGAUUACUAUGAACGAGGGCCAACAAUCCAAGUGCCAACAACCAUCGGUCCCUCGUAUGGCUGUGGAACGGGUGAGACUGGCUACCGCAGCUACUGCUAUACAUUGGUUACUUCAGAGUCAACCUUUGAUGGCAUGCAGAGUAUCUGUGAACUCCGCAGCGCUAACCUGGUCUCCAUCGCUGACGCUAGCGAAAUGAACUUUGUCAUCAGCUUGAUGCAGACUGGCAAUACCGCGACCACUACGAUAGGCUCAGCUUGGUUAGGUCUGUCUGACAAGGCAAAUGAGGCGACGUACGCUUGGAAUGAUGGUAGUGAGGUCACCUAUACAAGCUGGGCAGCAGGACAGCCUCAGAAUAAUGGCAGCGACGAAGACUGUGUCACCCAUAAUAUCAACGCGGCACCUACGGUCACCUGCUUGUCUGUACAGACUGAUCCUGUUAGUACCAUCACAGGUGGACCCAUGACACCCUCUUGA
This is a messenger RNA of Strongylocentrotus purpuratus (purple sea urchin), 3198 nucleotides long. Its product is annotated as C-type mannose receptor 2-like. The transcript is spliced from 28 exons. Lineage: Eukaryota; Metazoa; Echinodermata; Echinoidea; Camarodonta; Strongylocentrotidae. Gene Ontology annotation, molecular function: signaling receptor activity. The coding region runs from base 1 to 3198 and encodes 1065 amino acids. The record is from RefSeq and is a predicted model, not a curated record.